CAUUAGCUCAGCAGACCCAGAUUCACACUCAUGAGAAACUACCAGGCAGAAAAGAGACGUCAGGGACCAGCAGAGUUUGAACUGAAGCACCCACAGCGAGGAGAGCAGAGAGUGGACAGCUGAGGUUCUGGGUUCCUUGUUUGAUGCCUUGUUUGAUGCGUGUUUUGGAGCCUGUAUUCAUUGAGUCUUCUGAAAAAGGACUUAUCUUCAAAUAGUAGAAGGCCCCACAGUGAGCAGAGAAGAACAAUUUUAGAGGAGCACAGGUUGUCAGCUGUCUUCUUCCAGCUGUGUUCGCACUUAAAAACUGAUUAAGUAAACUUGUGGAUCUGUCAACCAAUGGCUGCUGUACGUCAGAUGGUUAUGGAGGCUUCUGGCUUCCACGUCCUGCCGGCUCACUUGAUGGCCUCGGCCAUGGAGGAGUUCCCCCAGCAGCUGCCGGUCCCCAAGGGCCCAGCGAGGGGCAAGAGCCGCUCCCGCCGGUCUCGAGAGGCUCGCUUCAAAACCCAGCCGGUCACCUUCGCUGAGAUCGCAGAGGUAGAAGAAGAAGGUUCCUCCCCGCUGGAGGAGGAGAGGGCACGGCGCUCCUUUCUGCAGUCUCUGGAGAACCUGCGGCGGAGCACACAGACCUCCACUGCCCACCGGCUGCAAACCACAGCUGCACCCCACAGACUCCCACACAGGCCAGCCUGGACUCCAGUGACUCCGACUCCACCCAGUGAGGGCGCCCGCCUCCUGACACCCCGUGGUCCUCGCUUCACCUUGACAGAGCUUCAGAUGGAGGCAAACUGAACUGAACCAAACUGGCCUUUCUGCCAGCCUGCCUGUGUGUGUGAGCUGCUGUUAUACAGAAGUCUACAUUUAAUAUUUACUAACAUGCAGUAUAAAGCUGAAGAUGCACCUGAUGCAAACCUGUACAGUAAUGUGCCAGUGUGUCAGGCUGCAAGUUAUUCUGCUGUAUAGUUAUGACGAGUGUAAAAGUAGCCAAUGACAGCGUGUUGAACAUUCUUCAGAUGUAUUCCCUUUUCUACCGUAGAGCUCUAUGAGGAAAACUUGAAUGAUGAAAGUUUGCUGAUAUUUUUCCAAUCUCAAGAUGUAUCGGUAUUUUUGUGUUUCGAUUCAAACAUUUUCUACUCGACCAGUCACCUGUUUAAAAAAAGUUAGUAUACUGAGUUACCACGCUGUAAAUACUUUGACUUAGCAAAGAACUGAGCCUUAAAGUGACCUGGAUGUCACUGAACCAGAAGAGAAACAUCACAAAGAUUGUUUUUUUCCCCGGCGUCACAGUGAUGAAAUCUCUGCUCUGGCUUUCGGUUUGGAAGCCUUUUACAAUGUUUUAUUUAUUCUUUCUUUUGUUCAUAACCAAGGGGAGUUGUAGAUGUAAAUUUUUAUUGCUGUUUCUGACUUCUGAAGUCACCUUGACUUUCAAUGAAAAUAACCUUCAUACUGUUUGACUUUAUGUUUCAAUAUGUGUUAUAUAUUCUUUAAUAAAUAUUUUGAAGUA
This is a messenger RNA of Labrus bergylta (ballan wrasse), 1501 nucleotides long. It is a transcript of the gene c7h11orf96, whose product is annotated as chromosome 7 C11orf96 homolog. The record is from RefSeq and is a predicted model, not a curated record. Lineage: Eukaryota; Metazoa; Chordata; Actinopteri; Labriformes; Labridae.